AUGUACGUGCCCCACCAUUUGCUCCCGAUUGCUUGUGCAAUUCUUUGUUUGGGAAAAAGUGCAGCAUCAACGAAAGCCAGCGGUCUCCAGGUCAACGCUCUCCCGCUCAGCGUCACCACCGUACCUUUCCAGGACAACGCCACGUCCGUCCCGCUGGUCGAUCGUGAAGGCCAAGAAAGCGAAGAGAGAUUUCUACUGUUUUUUUGUAUGGUUUUUGCUGAGUUUGCGGAGAGGCUUCAUUAUUGGCAUUUGAACCUUUUGGAGAGACUGAACGUGCACCCAAGUCGUACGCUGUCGAAGUUUGGCCUUAGCCCUACAGCCAGCGGUUUUUCGAAUGGGGUAGACGGCCUGCAAUGGCUUGAACAUGCUGUCCGCUAUCGAUCGAAAAACAAGAAGAAGGGGAAAGAAUUGACUGACCUUGAACUGUUCAAGCUUUUAAAGAAACGUCUAGUGCACGACGAAAACUUGCUGGGGGUUGCGGACCGUCUACGAUUUCAAGAUGAGAAUGCGGCAAUGAAGCAACUCUCGGUCGUGUUUUACCGAGCUCUGCUCAAGGAUUGCUCGCCAGCAACCUCCAAGCUCAUGCUCGAUCACUGGCUGGGGUCCAUGGUCGUGGUGCCAGACGAUGUUUUCCUAGCCCUUGGAAUCAAAGUGGAGGAUCUCGUCGAUCAUCCAGCUGUUGUCUAUCAGUGGCUGAGACACAUUUCGGAAUACAGGAAAGCUGGAAGCAACAAGUACACCGUCGAACAAAUAAAAGAGAAGCUAGAAGGAGCAUCUGAGGAUCAAAUUCGCAAGUUCGUCGACGAAGCUCUAAAGCAAGAAGACCCGGUCCUCGUCAACAUGGUGAAAGAAGUGUGGGGAAACAAACAACCCGCUACGGUGACCGAAACAGCCGUUGCUACCUGA
Messenger RNA from Hyaloperonospora brassicae, 906 nucleotides. NCBI's taxonomy places the organism in Eukaryota, Oomycota, Peronosporomycetes, Peronosporales, Peronosporaceae. The record is from the annotation of a GenBank genome assembly.